This is a messenger RNA of Brenthis ino (lesser marbled fritillary), 1251 nucleotides long. The record is from the annotation of a GenBank genome assembly. Lineage: Eukaryota; Metazoa; Arthropoda; Insecta; Lepidoptera; Nymphalidae.
AUGACCGGGACUGAAACAUUUCUAGUGAAAUGCGAACCGCUAUCCGAUGACGAAGAAACAAGUUCGCAAUUUGCAAAAAGCUAUUUUACUACGCUUGCGUCAUCAGAGUAUCCCAUCAAAUUCGAACGAAUAUCGCAAGCCGAUGAAAAUGUCUCGUCGAGUCUAUUACACCAUUUGCAGCAUGGAUUGGAGGAGCUCGCGCCCGCGCCAGCCGGCCCCGCCGCCACGCCGGUGCGCGAGCAGCUAUCUGCGCCCUACGAGACCUCGCUCGCUACCCUCGAGCCUGCAGUCGACCAUGAUGUGGGAACAUCCCUCAUUAGUAGGCACAUGGAAAUGAUGAAUGAAGUUGCGGACUCUUCGGAGUUCGUGCCAUUGAUGAUCAAAGAUGAGCCCAAUUCUGAAGGUGAGCAACAUCACUUAAGCGGUGACGACACCAGCGACUCAAACGGACCAUCACAAGAAACAUUCAGCCGUUCAAGUCCCAAAAGCUGGACCCAAGAAGAUAUGGAUAAAGCUUUGGAAGCUCUGAGGAAACAUAACAUGAGUCUUACUAAGGCAUCAGCAACUUAUGGCAUCCCAUCAACAACUCUAUGGCAGCGGGCGCACAGACUGGGCAUCGACACGCCGAAGAAGGAAGGCGCGUCCAAGUCCUGGAGCGACGCCGACCUCAAGGGCGCCCUGCACGCGCUCCGCGCCGGCGCCAUAUCCGCUAACAAAGCUAGCAAGGCUUAUGGCAUCCCGAGCAGCACGCUGUACAAGAUAGCGCGGCGCGAGGGCAUCCGGCUGGCGGCGCCGUUCAACGCGGCGCCGACGGCGUGGCGCCGUGCCGACCUCGAGCGCGCGCUGGCCGCCAUCCGCGCCGGCGCCGCCUCCGUGCAGCGCGCCGCGCACCAGUACGGCAUACCCACCGGCACCCUUUACGGUAGGUGUAAGCGGGAAGGUAUAGAGCUGUCUCGCUCGAACCCCACGCCGUGGUCUGAAGACGCCAUGGAAGAAGCCUUGGAAGCCGUCAGAAUAGGCCAAAUGUCUAUAAACCAGGCGGCGAUACAUUACAACCUGCCGUACUCAUCUCUGUACGGUCGGUUUAAGAGAUGCAAGUUUCAACCAGUACAAACAUUCCAGAGCCAGCCGCCUGCUCCGGACGCGGCGGCCGCGGCCGCGCUGGCGGCCGCCGCGCCGGCGCCCGCCGCGUACGCGUACUGCGCGCCGUGCGUGGAGGCGCGCGCGCACUACGCCUGCGACGUCUCCAGC